AUGGGAUUUCAAGAGAGUCCGGGUCCCCAAUAUGAUAAGGAGGGCCAGGUUCGGGCGCAGUCUCCCGAACUCCCUCUCACCAAUACCACGGAGCGCAAGCUAAUGGCCAAGAUCGACUGGCAUAUCGUCCCCUGCCUGUGCGUCAUGUACUUGCUUGCGUUUCUGGACCGGGUUAACGUUAGUAACGCGGCGGUGCUCGGGCUUAAAGAAGAUCUACAUAUCGUUGACGGGACGAAGUACAAUACCGCAUUGACGAUUUUCUUCGUUCCAUACAUUAUCUUCGAGAUCCCAUCCAAUAUUCUGCUGAAGAAAUUGAAACCCCACGUGUGGUGUACGUAUGGAGACCCCCUGUGUAAAAGUGCGCCGACUGAUGGAGAAAUUCGAGUGUCGAUGUGCAUGUUCUUGUUCGGCUUGGUGAUGAUCUGCCAGGGUUUGGUGUCGAACUGGGGUGGUCUGAUGACCACCCGCUGGUUCCUAGGAAUGUUUGAGACGGGAAUGUUCCCCGGAUGCUUCUAUCUGCUGGGAAUGUGGUAUAAGCGUAGCGAGGCGCAGAAGAGAUUUAGUUUCUUCUUUAGCUCUACGACCCUUGCGGGUGCCUUCGGUGGCUUGCUGGCCAGUGGGCUGGGGAAGAUGGACGGAGUUCAAGGCUACAGAGGUUGGCGAUGGGUUUUUAUCAUUGAAGGUCUUCUUACUUGCGUUGUCUCGUUUGUCUGGUUCUUCAUUAUCCCGGGGUUCCCAGAGGAGGCCAAAUGGCUCACUGAGGAGGAGCGAGAGUUUAUUCGCGUGAAACUGGCCAAAGACACCGGAGGUGCUGCGCAUGAUGCCAAACUUGGUUAUCGCGAAGUUUUGGAUGUCUUCAAGGACUACAAAAUUUUCCUCGGCGGACUUAUGUACUUUGGCCAGAUUGUUACAGCAUAUGGUUAUGCCUAUUUUGCGCCGAGCAUCAUCAAAUCCUAUGGCUACAGUCCUAUCAAGACACAGCUAUACUCAAUCCCACCGUGGGCUGCCGCAUGGGGGUUCUCCAUGUUCAUUGCCACUCUUUCCGACAAGACCAGACACCGGUUCUCAUUCACGAUAGGCCCCAUGCUGGUUGCUAUGGCCGGAUUCGGGAUCUUACUGAACGUACACGGACAAGCUCAUCGGGCUGUACAAUACGGUGCCUUAUUCCUGGUCACCUGUGGCUGCUACAGUGCGAUGCCAGUGAUUGUGUGUUGGUUUGCCAUGAACUUAGGGGGUCAUCGCCGACGAAGCGUAGGAACGGCAUGGCAAGUUGGGUUUGGAAACAUCGGUGGAAUCAUUUCCACCUACGCGUUCUUGGAGAAGGAUGCCCCGGAGUAUCGACCGGGGUAUAUCAUCAGUGUAUCCUUCCUCUGCUUUUCUGCCGCCUGCUGCAUCGCCUACUUAGCAGCGGUCUGGCAUGAUAACCGGAGUCGCGACAAAGCGGCGGCCAAUGGGACUAUGAUAGAGUACAGCGAGUUGGAAACGGAUCUGCUGGGCGACAUGGCACCCACUUAUCGAUAUGCGUAUUAG
Molecule: messenger RNA, 1530 nt
Organism: Aspergillus tanneri
Lineage: Eukaryota; Fungi; Ascomycota; Eurotiomycetes; Eurotiales; Aspergillaceae
Product: putative MFS transporter
Exons: 9
Coding region: 1-1530 (509 amino acids)
Biological process (GO): transmembrane transport
Cellular component (GO): plasma membrane
Molecular function (GO): transmembrane transporter activity
Source: RefSeq, a predicted model, not a curated record